UUUUUUCUUGCGAGUGAACAGGGAACGGAACUUUCAGUUCAAGUAUACUGUUUCGAAUGAUUCAGAAUUGGCAAACUUGCCCGCACGACUGUUCAAACUCAAUAGUGUUUCUCCCGCGAGAUCCUCGACGAGUGUUCUUUGCGAAAUCGAGGGAGAGUUGGGUUGUUUGCAUCAGUUGAAUGUCGGACGAGCCUCAAGCCAAGAAGCGAAUCAUGGACGAAGAGUUGGGGGCCCGUGUGGACAUGACCCGACACCCGCAUCAAAGUCAAGAAGAUCUGACAGUCAAUACUGUCGACGGGGAGUGGCCUUUCCCGUGGCAGAAUGAACUAGCGUCGUUGAAGGCGGAUCGUGAUCGUCUUUCACGUGACGACGUGGAACCAUCGCGAGGAUCCGAGGUGAAGAAAAACGGUACGAGUCCGCCGUGCGAGCAGUUGACGAGUUCGUCUCGAGAGGACGUCGAUGCUGCGAAUGAAGCGGAACGAGAGGAAUUUCCGAGCCUCUCGGCGUCCAUGAUGGGAAGGGAUUCGAGAAGAUCUUACCGAUCGUCGUAUCGGCGUUCGAGUGGGUCGAGAAAUUCCAAGGGCUCUGGUCGAAGACAACAGUCCAGUCAUACUCCGAAUACGUUCAAUAAUCGCUUGCGGGGUCGGCGAAGAAACAACGAGGAGUGGAAUGGGUAUCAGUAUGUUCCCCCGUCGGGCAUGUCUGGCGAAGACGAGGAAGUGAAGCCGGACUUGAACGUCUUGUUGAACCCCAGAGAGCCGGACUGGUCGAAUCCCCGUUUUUCCACGUACAACUUGGCCGAGUUGAAGAGUGCUCGUAAGACCCUUGUGGGUUUGAACGACCCGUCGCUUUCCUUCGUGGACACGCAUUGUCACCUGGACUUCUUGCUCAACAAACUGGAUUGGAGCGUGUUUUCGGGAUCUCUCCUGGGACAGGCGUACGAGAAGUUCAAAGCCGAGCGCGAGGAGGAAUUCGGGACCCUGCACGAGGCCUGCAUCACUUGCUUCACGCACCCACAGCUUUUCACGAACCAAAGCGAACGAGAAUCUCUGGACAAAACCAAAGCAUUGAUCAUAAAGAAAAAAAAUGGUUCGUCAUUUGGUUUCUGGGUGUUGCAUUAUUGGAUGACGCUAGAGUGUUCGUGUGCACUUGCAGCAGAUUUCUAUGAUGAGACCUCGAAGCUGGAGUAUGAAGGAAGAUUAGAGAAAAGGGCCAGCCAGUUUUUUACGACUGGCUGGGCGCCAGGAGAAAAGGAACUCGUCCGAGACGUUGGCGUGGCUGGGAAAAAUCUUGCAAUCCCUCAGCAAAAUCCACGAGGAAAUCUCUCUUGGGAAAUCAAGUGA
This is a messenger RNA of Notodromas monacha, 1343 nucleotides long. Lineage: Eukaryota; Metazoa; Arthropoda; Ostracoda; Podocopida; Cyprididae. The record is from the annotation of a GenBank genome assembly.